AUGUUCUCUGCCAUGCUGAUGGACGCCUACCGCGACGAACGCCCCGGGAUCCGCAUCGCCUACAGGACGGACGGUCAUCUCCUGAAUCAACGGCGCAUGAACUUCCGAUCGCGUGUAUCCACAGCCACCGUGCACGAACUCCUCUUCGCCGACGACUGCGCCCUGAACACCACCUCAGAAGAGGAGGUGCAACGGAGCAUGGACCUAUUCUCCGCCGCCUGUGUGAACUUUGGGCUGGUAAUCAGCACGCAGAAGACGUUGGUGAUGCACCAACCUCCGCCCAAAUCAGCCACAGCCCCCAACGCGUCGCCGCAAAUCAGCGUGAACGGAACCCAACUGCAAGUGGUAGAGAACUUCCCGUACCUGGGAAGUACCCUAUCUCGCAACACCAAGAUCGAUGACGAAGUCGCCAACCGAAUCUCGAAAGCCAGUCAAGCCUUCGGUCGCCUCCAAAGCACCGUUUGGAAUCGUCAUGGUCUCCAGCAGAGCACGAAGCAGAAGAUGUACAAGGCCGUCAUCCUGCCGACGCUACUGUACGGAGCAGAGACCUGGACGGUGUACACGAGGCAGGCACGUCGACUAAACCACUUCCACCUCAGCUGUCUCCGCCGCAUCCUGAGGCUGAACUGGCAGGACCGCAUCCCCGACACCGAAGUGCUAGAACGGACGGGAAUUCUAAGCAUCUACUUCAUGUUGAGACAAAUGCAGCUUCGCUGGAGCGGCCAUCUGGUGCGCAUGGACGACGAGCGACUACCCAAACGACUCUCCUACGGAGACGUCGCGACGGGUUCUCGUCGUCAACGAGGCCAAAUUCGCCGAUACAAGGAUACUCUGAAGUCCUCCCUGAAGCGCCUGCACAUCAACCCGACCAACUGGGGAGAGCUCGCCCGCGAUCGUCCGACAUGGAGGAGAACAGUGAAGACAGGCGCUGCUAUCUAUGAAGCCAACCGAAUCGCCGCCGCCAAAGCGAAACGGGAAGCCCGCAAAUCACAAAUUCGCCCAAUACGCAACGCCACCGCACAACCGCUUCCAACGUGUCCUCGAUGUCAACGGACAUUCCGGGCACGAACCGGACUUGUUGGACAUCUUCGAACCAACUGCACCUCUCGCACUGCUCCAGCCAUCGCCCCCCAGCCCGCCGAUUCCUCGUCCUCCCUGCCGCCAACUAACUCUGACACUCCUUCUGCACCACCACUUCCAUCCUCCUCCUUCUCCUCCACUGCCCCAGCGGCGGCCGUUCAGACUGCCGUCUCACAAAUCACCAACCCCAACUCAACAACCGACAUCACCUCUCCCACCUCUCCCGAUUCCAGUGAUGAGGAUCAGGACUACACCUGCUCUCACUGCGACCGCACCUUCACCUCUCGCAUCGGCCUGGUCGGUCACUUGCGAAUCCAUCGCACAGAGACUGGCGAACCAGUGCCUGGAGCACCAACCUAUACCCACCGCACUCGCCUCCACUGCCCACACUGCCCUCGCACCUUCACGCAUCGCAUAGGUCUAUUCGGCCACAUGCGCAUCCACGACGACCUGCGGUAG
Molecule: messenger RNA, 1539 nt
Organism: Spirometra erinaceieuropaei
Lineage: Eukaryota; Metazoa; Platyhelminthes; Cestoda; Diphyllobothriidea; Diphyllobothriidae
Source: the annotation of a GenBank genome assembly